AAUGCAAUUGCUAUGAUUUGACAUGUACCAAGAUUUAGAAAAAAAUAGUGACGAGUCAUUAUACGUGGGGUUACACGCAGACGUGGCAAUGCAUCGCAAAGAGUCUCUUUCUUUUCUUUUUCAUUUCUUUUGAAGAAGCAUAUUGAGGACGAAUCCCUCAGCUCUCUUCCUUCCAACACAGACCGAAACCUUCUGUUCUCUCUCAUUUUUCUUCUAGGUUAAAAUGUCGCACUUUCCCUUUUUCCAUAACGCUUCCUUUCUUUCUGUGUUGCCUACCAAUGCUCAUUUCAAUUUUCCGCAUGAAAGGGGUUUGUUGUGAACUGCAUUUUCUAGGUUAUGUUUAUUUACUUAUUUUGACGAUUUCAAGUUCCAUGGAUGACGAUGAACGGUUUCUUUUUGGUGUAAUCAUAGUAUCAUUGAGUAGUGAAGUAAUAUUCAUGGUUCGUUUGUUCAACCGUCGUCCAAUGGUAGCAAAAUCAUGAUUCAAUGGAAGCAGAAGAAGCGGGCAUGGACGCUGAGGAUAAACUUUCUGGCUUUAUUUUCAUGUGCAAUCAAAUGACGAAACCAGAGUGCUAUCGAUAUCGGGUUUUUGCGCUUCCUGCAGGGAGAAAGCAUGUUGUGGAGAGGAUCAAUCCUGGCAUGCAUCUUUUUCUGUUUGACACUGAUGUGAAGCUUCUCUAUGGUAUAUAUUUAGCAACCUCGACCGGGAUGCUAAAUAUAGAACCGUAUGCUUUUGGGGGAAGGUUCCCUGCUCAGGUGAGUUUCAAAAUUUACCAAGACUGCUGGCCCUUGGCAGAGAAUCAAUUUAAACAUGCUAUAAAAGAGAAUUAUCAGAAUCACUCUCACAAGUUUAAUCCUGAACUCAAUACUCGACAGGUAAGAAGUCUAUUAGAAAUGUUUCGCCCAUUGGAUGUACCAACAACUGUACCCAAACAUCCUGGUUUGAACGAAAUACACUCUGCCUCAAUGUUGCAACUUCCACCAAGGAAUGAUGUGUUUCAUCAGACACCAAGGGCAUCUCUUUCCGGGGAUUCAUAUUUGUCUAGGAUGUUACCUACUCACGCUCCUAAGCUGAUGAGCCAUAGACAUCUAAAUAAACUCGAGGAGCCUACUGGCUGGGCCAAUUCUGUUGCCGGUCAGUCUGUUCCAUCCCAAGCUUCAAGGAAUCAGAUUCUUGCACUAGUAUAUACUAAUACUCCAGAGGGAGCUUAUGCAACUAGGGCGGUCAGCAGUUAUACUCCAUCACUGCCAUAUCCUCAAUACGCACAAGAGAAUUUCCUUAACCCGCAACCUGAGUUUCAUUCAUUCCUGAGAAACGACAGUGGCCAUGCUCAGUCAAUGCAAAAUUCUCAGCGUGCACAGCUUAAUGUUUUACAUUCACAACCUGAAUUUUAUUCUUCCAUGAUGACUAUGGAUAGAAAUCAUGCUCAAUCCCUGCAACAUUACCAACAUCAACAUCUUAAUGUCGUCCAUACACAGGCUCAAUUUCAUUCUUCUACAGUGACUGUGGGUAGUAGAAAUAGUCACGAUCAAUCUCUGCAAUAUUCUCAACAAGCACGUCUUAAUCAUAAUGUCUUACUUCCGCCACCUGAUUUUCAUUCUUCUAUGACGUCGAGCAGCAGUUAUACUCAAUCACUGCAAGAUCCUUCACCACCACCUGGUGUUGACCUCUCAGUGGUCAAUGUGGGCAGCAGUCAUGCUCAAAUGCCAUGGGAUCCUCACAGUACUCAUCAGAAUAUCCAAAACCCGCAACCUGACUAUUAUUCCUCUGCAACAAAUGUGAGCAGCAGUUAUGAUCAAUCAUUUCUUGGUCCUCAACACACAUAUCAGGAAGCUCAAAAUCUACAACCUGAUUACGGUUCCUCGGUGACUAUCAACCAUACCAAUGUCGUGAUGCAACCACAUGCUACGGCAUCUCCAUAUGUUCCUGAACAUGUUAUAUCCACCACAUAUUCUGUUCAAGGGUCUGGACCCCAUUCAAGAGGUGAUACCCAGUGGUCAACAUAUUAGAAUGGAAAGUAAGUACUAUGAGCCAUCUAUGCGGACAGAAUAUGACUCUAAUUCAACACCAAAGAGUGUUGUCAGCAACACAGCAAAUUCACAUUCUCUGUACUGAAGCACAUGUCCAAAUGUUCAGUCUUGGUAAUACAGUUUGAUAUGUACAUAAACGUGCGGCACAUGAACCUAUUACUCGUUUUAUUGGUGAGAAAUUUGUCGCCAAUUAGAGGUGAUAGUGGCAUUCAAUGUUUGAUUUGAUAUACCAGGAAACCUAUAUUAGGAGAAAUUUGCUGUAAAAAUAUGAUUGCUGCAAUUGACUGGUAUCGGUCCACUAGGUCCCAAUAUAUAAUUUUUCAAUACCCUCCAUGGAUCAUACAGUCCAGAAGGAAUUUUGUCCGGAGUUUACUAUCCAGUCCGGAGGUGUUGAUUAAUCAUUUCAAAAUUUUCAAAUUUAACACUUCUA
Messenger RNA from Lathyrus oleraceus (garden pea), 2461 nucleotides. RefSeq lists its product as uncharacterized. The transcript has 5 exons. NCBI's taxonomy places the organism in Eukaryota, Viridiplantae, Streptophyta, Magnoliopsida, Fabales, Fabaceae. The coding region runs from base 487 to 2010 and encodes 507 amino acids. The record is from RefSeq and is a predicted model, not a curated record.